AUGCCGGUUGAGUCUGGGAUGUGGGCGUUCAUGGGCGUGUGCAAGAUGGGCGCGGUGGUGGAGGUUGACUGGCCUCAAUGGCAGCGCGGCGCUGGGCCACCUCUAGCUCGGAAUCCUGGUCUCGGAGCUUCUGGAAGGCGCCAUCGAGCUCCUCUCGCGACCAGUCGCCUGCCGCCAAGUCACUACCUCCGAUCAUUCACCAAGAGGAAUUUGGGUCUCUUGCGCGCUAUGGGCGCGAAACACCAGGCCGUCUGUCGCGUUCUUCUCGGUGUCAUCCACGAUAUCAUCCCACUGCCCUGCCGGCAAGGUCUCGCCAACAAUCGCUCGCGCGGGCCUCUUAUACGAUUUGUGCGCGCACUGCCUGGCUUUGUGUGCCUCGCGCAACACGGAGAGGCGAACGAGGAGCUGCUCAUGAAGUCGGACGAGACGCUGUACCGCUUCCACAACAAGAAGGCCGUCUUCGUCCGCGAGGGCGCGCGCAAGAGCUUCAACUUACCGAAGCCGCACUGA
Messenger RNA from Peniophora sp. CBMAI 1063, 510 nucleotides. Lineage: Eukaryota; Fungi; Basidiomycota; Agaricomycetes; Russulales; Peniophoraceae. The record is from the annotation of a GenBank genome assembly.